AUGUUCCAGAAGCGAUCUCUUCUCCGGGCCCUCGCCGCUGAUGAACACAAUCAAACCAGCUUUCUUCAAAAGUUCGUGCAGGCCGCAUCUCCAAACCCCCCUGGGGAGACAAGCAGAGCAACAGCAGUCAUCGGAGAAUAUUUAUCCAGCAAGAACAUCCCUUACGAACUCGUCGACGUCAACGGGGACGGCAAAGUUAAUGUAAUUAGCGACUUUCAAGGCGGAAAAGGCCCUGGCCCGCGCGUCGUGCUGAACGGCCAUGUCGAUGUUUUUCCCGUUGGUGACGGUAGCGGCUGGUCUCGAGAUCCUUGGUCGGGCGAUAUAGUCGAUGGAAGACUCCAUGGGCGCGGAGUCGUAGACAUGAAGCCUGGGACUGCUUCGCUCAUCAUUGCAUAUGCUUUUUUGUACGAGCGUCGCCAUCUCCUGUCGGGUAGUGUUGCCCUUUGCGCUGUCGCUGACGAAGAGACGGGUGGGAAAUGGGGUACCAAAUAUCUCAUUGAACAAGACAAGCACAGAUGGGGUGGUGACCUCAUGCUGUGUGCUGAACCAGGUGGUCUCGAGACUAUCAGAUUCGCAGAAAAGGGAUCGCUGCGAUUGACAUGUACUGUCAAGACCAAAGGCGCGUUGGGACCAUAUCUUCAUCUCAGUAAGGGCGCCAUCCGAACAGCCAGUGCUUUCAUCGAUGAGGUCAUCAAGUCAGUUGAAUCACUACCAGUCUAUCUACCAGACGAAAUGGAGAGGCAUCUGGAAAAGCCGGAGGUCAAGCGAGCUAUCGAUCAAGCAAUGGGUCCUGGAACUAUUACAAUCAUUGCUCGACCGACUGUUAACGUUGGCACAAUUAAGGGCGGUCUCAAAGUCAACAUGAUCCCAGAAACAUGUAUCUUUGAGCUCGAUAUUCGUAUGCCAGUGGGGAUGCGAGAAGACACGGUUCUGGAGCUGAUUGAUACCAUCAUCCCGCAAUACGAGCCCGCGAGCAUUACGAUCAAGAAGCAAGCUGCUGCGAGUAAUCCCUUCAAUUACUCGGUAAUCGAUCAUCCCAUCGUCAGACAUCUCAAGGACAACGCCAAGAGUCUGCGACCAGGUGCCGAUGCUCCUAUUCCCAUCCCCUCGAUGGGCGGAUCAGAUUGUAAACAUUAUCGGUAUGCUGACAUCCCGGCUUACAUCUUUGGCUGCAGCCCAGAAACAACAUGGAAUGGCUUGCCAAAAGUGUCUAUUUCCUGGCUUCUCAAGGUGGCUCAAAAGUUCAAAGGCUCUAGCCCCUUGAUGUAUAGACACUCGAUUCUCAAAGUUUGUUCUUGUCGGAUGUCUAAAGUGUUACCCAGCAUUGCACUGAAUUUUAUCAUCAUGCCUGAGAAGAAGAUUCUUGCUCUGGGAAGUGGCAUGGUUGCAAAGCCAUGUGUUGAUUACCUGCUCCGGGACAAGAAAAAUGUUCUCACAAUUGCUAAAGCCGUCGCCCUUGACGUCGCUUCACCGGAGCUUGACCAUCACGUCGCCGAACACGACCUCGUCAUUUCUCUCGUACCGUUUGUCCGCCAUGCGGCCAUCGUUCAAUCGGCUAUCAAGGGCAAUACAAACGUUAUUACCACAAGCUACAAUUCUCCUGCCCCUGAAGUAUCUGACAACCCUUUGCGUUUCAAGUUUUCUUGGUCUCCCCGCGGCGCCUUGCUUUCGCAGCAGAUUUCCGCUACCUUUCUCCAAGAUGGCAAGGUCAUUGAGAUUUCCAACAAGGAUUUCAUGAACAAGGCAGUUCUAUACCAUGUUCUUGAUGGGUACUCGUUUCUUGCGUAUCCCAAUCGAGAUUCCCUUGACACAGGCUCCAAAGCCUGGCUGAAUGAGGGUCUGAAGUGGUCUCACAUUCAGCAGCAGCUUACAGGCGCAGCUUCUGCCACUGAGGUUGAUCUUCUGGCCAAGGUAGAUGAGGCUUGCAGUUUCUGCUCCCCCGAAGAACGUAGUAAGAUCUUGGCCGGCCUCAAGUGGAUGGGGCUAUUCUCGGAUGAAGUCGCUGCCGUCCGCGAUUCUCCCGUCGGCACUCUCCGAUCAACUGGACAAGAUAUGCAGCUUCCAGGUCGCACGUCGGCCCUCGAACUCUUUGGGGAGCCUGGCGGCUACUCGGCCAUGGCCAAGUCUGUCGGGUUGACCUGCGGCAUUGCCAUCCAGCUGCUUCUUGACGACGAGCCAGCCUCCAACAAGCCUGGCGUGAUUGCUCCCUACUCCCGCGAGAUCUGUGACCCUAUCCGAGUCAGAGCCGAAGCCGAGGGGAUCAAGCUUGUGGAGCAUACUCUCUGGCGAUUCCAAUGGCACGUAUCUAGACCAGCGGUAGAUAGGGCGUUGACGACAGAAGGUGGUGGACUCAAGAGCUAA
Molecule: messenger RNA, 2361 nt
Organism: Fusarium oxysporum Fo47
Lineage: Eukaryota; Fungi; Ascomycota; Sordariomycetes; Hypocreales; Nectriaceae
Exons: 9
Coding region: 1-2361 (786 amino acids)
Molecular function (GO): hydrolase activity
Source: RefSeq, a predicted model, not a curated record